AUGGCUGCAGCAGCAACUUCAUACAACGGACGAUCAUGGCAGAAUACCGAAGAGGAUGAGUUCGAUUGGGAUACUUUUAAAAGGAGACAUCCCGUUAAGUUACCUUGUCAGUUACCACAUGGUGCUUCUAUACAUGCACGCCCUGUUAUGCGACUCCCUUCGCCCGACCAAAGUUUACAUUUUCCUCCGGCCGCACGCCCUGUUAUGCGACUCCCUUCGCCCAACCAAAGUUUACAUUUUCCUCUGGCCGCACGCCCUGUUAUGCGACUCCCUUUGCCCGGCCAAAGUUUACAUUUUCCUCCGGCUGGCGGCCCACAUGCUCCGCCCCAGAUGCUACCUCGUCCGAAUCCUCCUUUUGUGUCAAGCCAACAUCCAUCUGUUGGAUAUUCUAGUUUGAUUAAUUCACUCAUGGCCCAAGGUGUAAUAUCAUUGGCUAAUCAAACUCCUACACAGGAUUUUGUUGGCAUUGAGUUUGAUCCCAAUAUUCUAAAGGUUCGUCACGAAUCUGUAGUCAGUGCCUUAUAUGUGAGACGAUGUGGCUCAGCGGUGCAGAGGCAUUGGGAACUGAAUCAGCUCCAGCUCCAGGUUUUUUUGCCAACUGAGGAAAAGAAAGAAGACAAAGAAUUGGCAGUUCCUGCUGAAGAGGACCAGAAAACAUGCUCUCUAUGUGGCGAGUAUUUCGAUCAGUUUUACAGUGAUGAGACAGAGGAUUGGAUGUACAGAGGAGCUGUUUACCUUAAUGCGCCCAAUGGAAUAAUAACAGCCGGCAUGGACAGGUCACAGUUAGGCCCCAUUAUUCAUGCUAAAUGCAGAUCUGAAUCUACUACAUCCCCAUCUCAAGAUUGUGUGAUGGAUGGAGAAGGCAAUCAAAGAAAACGUAUGCAGCAAGGCACAUAUGAUGAAGCCAGCUCUUUACCAACAUUAAUUCUUUUACCACUGCCUUUAGUCUUUGAAGAUGGUGGUGGAAGAAUUUCUAUUUCCUCAGGAAUAUUGGAACCAAUAUACUAG
Messenger RNA from Trifolium pratense (red clover), 1008 nucleotides. Its product is annotated as polyadenylation and cleavage factor homolog 4-like. Gene Ontology annotation, molecular function: RNA polymerase II complex binding; mRNA binding. Bases 1 to 1008 code for a protein of 335 amino acids. Lineage: Eukaryota; Viridiplantae; Streptophyta; Magnoliopsida; Fabales; Fabaceae. The transcript is spliced from 4 exons. The record is from RefSeq and is a predicted model, not a curated record. Gene Ontology annotation, cellular component: cytoplasm; mRNA cleavage factor complex. Gene Ontology annotation, biological process: termination of RNA polymerase II transcription.